CGAUCUGCCGGGCUGUGGCUUUUGGAUCAGCUCACCUAACGUAGCAUUAUCGUAUUCCAAUGACUAUUUCCAAAAAAUAGCACAAUUCGAGGGUCGGUCAACAUUCCCAUCCAACCAAGACACUCAUAUAACAUCCUCCCUUUGUUUUUCCCAACUCGCUGUUUCACAAUUGUGGCGCAUUCACAUCCAUGGCUCUGGGAACCUAGCCGUGAUUUACGGAUCAUCGACCGAAACACCACUACUCCACAAUGGGGCUAUCACCCACGGACUUUCAUAGAUACAGUAAAUCGAUCAUUUUGUUCACCUAUUAUUAUGCGAUGCUGUAUCAUCUGCCUCCAUGUACUUCUGCACCCAGCCUCCAUCACAAAGCCCAUUUUCGUCCCAUCAUGCGCUUGUAGAAGGGGUAUCACUGAGCAAAUCCUUCUUCUUCCCCUCCUCCUCCUCCUCCAAAAAAGUGUAGCCCCAAAUCAGAGACAUUCAACAAAUAAAACACGUUUUACAAAGCAACAACCAGCAAACAACUCGUCGAAGUGCCCAGCCAAGCCCCAAACACCCACGUGCGACGCGUUUCCGGAUCGUUCCCAGAUCCAACUCCGUAUUAUAACGCUUCCCCCACACGUCUUUGGUCAUUAGGGUAUGGCGGAUCCAAUUCUCGACUCCCAUCAUCCGUAGCCCAUCCACUCUGUCAUGCAAAUCCCCCCCAUUGCCCUGCCGCUCGGAUAGCAACUCAGUGUCUAUGCGUCAUACACAGACUUCGGAACCAGGAGGCUGGUAAGUCGCCUCCCUUUACAUCUCGACAGGGUAUCGCAUAUCAUAGCAUAGGUAUAACAGGCCCACGGGCCUACUACCGAUUGGAUGAACGGGGGACGUUGCGAACUUGAUGAACCAAUAAGUCUCUUUUUGCUUCUCUCUCUUUAUAUCUCAACGUGAACGUGCAAACCGUAAAAUCGUGAGCCGACGUGGAAACCUCCGUCUGAGCUUGAGUAUGGCACCGACAAAAGGGUGCUGUGCAGUAAAUAUGUAUGGUACAUUGGGGGAAAUCUGAGUCGUGCGUCUAGCCGGUUACUGGGGAGGUUGGAAGUUGAGUGGUCGCCUAAGUUCAC
Messenger RNA from Fusarium verticillioides 7600, 1103 nucleotides. RefSeq lists its product as hypothetical. NCBI's taxonomy places the organism in Eukaryota, Fungi, Ascomycota, Sordariomycetes, Hypocreales, Nectriaceae. Bases 313 to 633 code for a protein of 106 amino acids. The record is from RefSeq and is a predicted model, not a curated record. The transcript has a single exon.